GUGCCAACGUAUGUCGUCACACAGGAACUAAAGGAGGCGGUCAAACCAAGAUGGCGUUCCGCGAUGAAGCAGGAAAUAUACUCGGUUUUCAGUAAAUCUCCUCAUCUGAGAGCGUCGACCGGAGCGUUUACGUCCAAGGACAAGUGAGAGACCUAUUUGGAGACUGAAGACAGAGCAGAUACUGUUACUCUAAAUGGCUGCGAGGAAGUCUGGAUCAGAUAUCCACAACAACGGACCCGUCAGCUACCUUGAUGAUGUUCCUUUCAAGCUCAAUGAGAAAUUCCGCUGUCCCUCAAAAGUGGGUCUUCCCAUUGGCUUCUGUUUGUCUGAUUGUAAUGCCAUACUUUCGGAUCUGCAAUAUGACUUUAGUUUAGAGAGGCGGAGCGUUCAGUGGGGGGAAGAACUCGCCAAAGCACGAGCUGCUGAGGCUCGAGCAGCGGAAGCCGCCCGGACGGACUCUGAAAAUGAAAGGCAAGCUGCUUCUCAGGAAGCAGAUGUCGGAUUGGUUGGGGGGAAGAAAGCACGCCCCUCUGAUGAGCAGGAGGUUGUCCCACCAGCGUUGAACCCGGUUUUAGCUGGCCUGAGGCACAACGCAAUCCUCAUGCCUCUCCCAGCCCCAUCUUUUGGACCGACACGACCAGCACCUAGCAACCCGGCCCCACAGAGUCUGAACUUAGCUGACUUUGAACGAGAGGAGGACCCUUUUGACAAACUUGAGCUUAAAACACUGGACGACAAAGAGGAGUUGCGGAAUAUUCUGCAGAGCCAACCGCAGUCGUCCGUUUCGCCACCUCAACUUCCUCCAGCAGAACAUCGCCCCACUUCUCCCAGUAAUACGCCGCCUCUUCAGGCCAAAGCAGGAAUUUUCCAUAAACCCAAUGGACUGGUUGGAAUGCUGGACUUAGACCGGGGUGGGGUUGUGGGGACCCCCUGUGGACAGAUUGAUGCAGACCGCCCAUGUAACAUUCGCUCACUGACUUUCCCCAAGCUUUCAGAUCCAGGAGACACCCCUUUGGAACCGCCUUUCAGCAUUUACCCAGCAGCCCAACCACGCAGCCUAUCCAAUGGCACGCCUCCAUCCCUGCAGAGAACAGCGUCAAAUUCCAACACAGCACUCCCACAAGAGCAACCUGUCUUCCCUCAGAAUGGAACACAGAAGCAGUCAAACCAGGUUACAGCGACUAACCAUCCACCUGCUGCCACGACCCUACACGGACUCUCUCCCAGUGAACGACAGUGUGUGGAGACGAUUGUGAGCAUGGGUUAUUCAUAUGAGGGUGUUCUCAAAGCCAUGCAGAGACAAGGACAGAAUGUGGAACAGGUGCUGGAAUACCUGUUUACUCACAGUCGACUGUGCGAUCGAGGUUUUGAUGCAACUGCUGUGGAGGAGUGCUUGGAGAUGUACCAGGGUUCAGAGGAAAAGGCUUUGGAGUUUCUGCAGCUGAUGUCUCGGUUUGGAGAAAUGGGCUUUGAGAGGGACACUAUUAAAGAGGUACUGCUCGUGCACAAUAAUGACCAGGACAAGGCACUAGAGGAUCUGAUGGCCCGAGCGGCUGCGAGCUGAGCCCUGAGAGUCUCCCCUCCUUGAGCCAGCCCUCCUUUGGCCCUCAGAGGGGUCCUGGCUGUGGAAGGAUGAGAUUCUCUUAUCUCUAAGACAAGAUGACUGAUUUUGUACCCUAAUAAAGGUAUACCUCUUGGGGUAGGGAUUGACGGCACCACCCAACAGUGCAUUCAUCCCUCCUCAGCUGUAUGUCUGUUAAGUGAUCUUAGAAUGGUGAUGAGUGGGAGGAGCCAAAUCCUCCUCCGAGAAUUGGCAUUGGCUAGUGUCUCUAUUGCCAUGGUGAUAGGCUAGAAUGGGCGGUACUGGAGAAACGGAACCGAGCGGAGCCCCACUGACAGAAUAGUGACACUAGAAGCUGUUACGCUGCCAUCUCCCGCUGCUGGACGCAGGCUUUCAAACUGAAACCUGAACGCUCAUAAACAGAACCCAUGGCAGAACAGAGACCCCACAGAAGUGCCCUCUCUCUAUUCUGUCUCUGCUGUUUGUUUGUUCAUACGUUGUUUAUAUGUUCGACAGGCGGAAACACUUUAUCUUUCUUCAUUUAUCCUUUUUUGAAAUUGUGUUUCUUUGCUCUUUGAUUAGGAACUGCUUUAACAGAACUAAUCAUCAUUAUGUAAGUUCACAGAAAAAAUAUAUAUACUGCCGUAAACUUUUGCCCAGUUGGCUUUUGCACUGGAAUGAACACAUUUGGCAAGAGAAAUUGGCAAGUUCUGCUGGAGCUGCAAGAUUUAAACGAUUUUCAAAAAUUGACAUGCAAAUACUGCACAGGCACACUGAAUCACAGAUGUUAAUAUAAGCAUAUUUAAAGAUCUGUAAAGAUACACUGUCGGUUUCCAUCUGUAAUAAAGAAAUUGAGAAACUUAACACAGUAAUGAGGUUAACACAUUUAUAUGAGGUUUAUUCUGAGAUCUGUUGAAAAAGCUAAAGACUGUAUAGUGGCGUGGACUUUUCAAAAGUUUGGGGGCAGGAUGAUUUUUUGGAAAUAAUUAAUACUUCUGUUCAGCAAGGAUGCAUUUUAAUUGAUUAUAAGUGACAGUUAAAAUUUUUAUAAUGUUAGAAAAGAUUUGUGUUUUAAAUGCGCCAAAGGAUCCUUAAAAACGUGUCACUGAACAGCAGCUGUUUUUGAGAAUUAUUAAAGAUGUUUCUUGAGCAGUAAAUCAGCAUAUUAGAAUGAUUUCUAAAGGAUCAUAUGAUGAUGCUGGAGCAAUGAUGCUGAAAAUACAAAAUUCAAAUAAAUCUUAAUAUAUUUUAAACUUGAAAACAGUUCUAUUAAAUUGUAAUAAUAUUUCACAGUAUUACUGUUUUUACUGUAUUUUUUGAUCAAAUAAAUGCAACCUUGGUGAGCAUAAGAGAUUUCUUUUUUAGAAAUCAUUAAUAAGUUGUACCAACCCCAAACCUUUGAACGGUAGUGUUCCUGAUAGUUGUGCAAUAGAAUGAUCUGAAGACGAGACUGUGAAUGCUUGUGGCACAUUAGAAACAGUUUGAAUGGCCUUUUAGAGCUUUGGUCACCAGAGGAAACCUGUAUGUCAGUUCAAAUAUCUCCACAUUACCUCAUGGGAUUGACCAAUUUGCUCAGUACAAGAGAUACUGGCUCCCUCCUCAGAGGAACGCAGGAAAAUUAGCAGAAAUCAGUAUAAGAAAUUUACUUAUGUAACAAAUUAACAUAAAUAAACUUCAAUAGGUCCAAUGUCUAACCUCAUACUUUCUGUUACUGACAUUUGACAUCUGAUUAUCUAGGCCAGGUCAUAUUCAACCUCAAAAAAACAGAUUUAUAUAUAUAUAUAUAUAUAUAUAUAUAAUUUUUGGGUGAAUUUUCAUAAUGCCAAUGCUGUUAAGUUGAGGUGUACAUUUUUUUUUUUAAUGCCCCAUUUGACAGUGGCCUUAAUUAUAAAACCUUAAUUAAGCCCUAUUAAGCACUUUCCUCUGAGAUGGGAUAAAUGAUAAGGAUCACAUAUGACAGAUGUAGGUUACUGGGUAGCUCAUCUGGCCAUUCAUAAAUAAACGUUUCAUUAUUUAGCAUCCAGAUGUGCAUUAUUAUUUUGCUUUUUAUUUUCUUAAUUUUCACAAUUAUAGGUACAAAAACAGCUUCUUAAGCUCACUUUCCAUGUGCAAUAUAAUUUCACCAGUGUUGUGUCAAAAUAAUCUAAUUUAAACUGUAACGAGUCCUUGUUGAUGCGAGUGGAUCUCAUGUAGAUGUUUGGAAAUCAAUGUCACCCUGAAAUCAAAAGAAAAAAACAAGAAAUUAAGUUUGCAUAAAAAUGAUUUUAAUUUACCUUAACAAAUAAACAUAUAUAUAUAUAUAUAUAUAUAUAUAUAUAUAGUACAGUUUGUUAAGGUGAAAAGAAAUCAUAAUUAUUUACCUAUAAUUCAUAUUAUAUAAAAACAUCAAAAAUAGAGAGAAAUUAGUUUUUAUGCCUAAUUGCCAUGAAAAAUGUCACUAUGAAAAAUCUAUAAUUUUUUCUUUUGGUUUUGAGAUGCAAUAUGACCCGCAUAUGUUCUUUACAGAUGAUAAGAGGUUCACCUGUCCUAUUCCAUAAAGGACUAAUUAUUCAAAAGAAGUAAGAUGGUGUACAGGGUUCUUCCUCAUCUAUUUUUUGUAACCGCUUCUCUCAGUCUUGACUGAACAGACUACUAAAAGCUGAAAAGAAUACAGCAAACACACUGCUGGCUAUAUCACAAAGAGCAUUUUGCCUGAAGCGAGUCAGCACUCAAAUGCAGAUCUAUUGUUCUAAGUGUAAAUGGGGUAAUGUCCUGAUGUAUGGCUAAAGAACCUGAUGAACAGGUAGAGCAGAUGGGCGGGCCUAACGACAGAGAUCCAUUGCUCUUAAGUGUGAUUUAAAAUGUUUAGUCGUCUUUCAAAUUAUUUCGGACUUAAAUAUGAUUAAACUUAUUCUUCUUUUCAAA
Molecule: messenger RNA, 4465 nt
Organism: Onychostoma macrolepis
Lineage: Eukaryota; Metazoa; Chordata; Actinopteri; Cypriniformes; Cyprinidae
Gene: ubap1
Product: ubiquitin associated protein 1
Exons: 7
Coding region: 194-1564 (456 amino acids)
Biological process (GO): ubiquitin-dependent protein catabolic process via the multivesicular body sorting pathway
Cellular component (GO): ESCRT I complex
Molecular function (GO): ubiquitin binding
Source: RefSeq, a predicted model, not a curated record